This is a messenger RNA of Talaromyces proteolyticus, 948 nucleotides long. Its product is annotated as 37S ribosomal protein S9. Gene Ontology annotation, cellular component: ribosome; mitochondrial small ribosomal subunit. The record is from RefSeq and is a predicted model, not a curated record. The transcript has 2 exons. Bases 1 to 948 code for a protein of 315 amino acids. Gene Ontology annotation, biological process: translation. Lineage: Eukaryota; Fungi; Ascomycota; Eurotiomycetes; Eurotiales; Trichocomaceae. Gene Ontology annotation, molecular function: structural constituent of ribosome; RNA binding.
AUGGCUCUGCAGCGAUCGAGCGGCCUCGUGCGAGGCGUCUGCGAAGCUGUCCUGAGGAAGGCAUCCACCCCGACCGCCACCAGAUCGCUCUCUCUUCUACCAUGGAGAACGUGCCGGGGGAAACAGCAAGUGAGCCAAUUCUCCUCAUCGUCUCGAAGGCGAGACCUGGACGUUAUUAAAGCAGCUCCCGAAAUCGACUUCAACAAAUUCAACACCAUUCCUUCACGCAUCAUUCCUGUUUCGCCGGCAUACUUCUCCGGUAGCCCGAAAUUCAUCGACCAUCAAAUCAAACUAGAGCAUCUCUUGGAAAAAUACUCGCUUCUGCCGACAUCAUCAGCCGGCGAUGCGCCUCGAAUGGCCUGGUUCAAACUGGCCCAAUUCCGUGACUUUCUCGGCGAGCCCAUUCCUGCCAAAAAAUAUAAAAACUUCCAAAAGGUCCUCCAGCGUCUGAAUAGGAUCAGACAGGAUGUUGUUCCCGCAGAAGUUCGUGAGACGCUGAACGAAUACGUCCGCCCUGGUAACCCGUAUGCCAAUAAACCUGCUCCACCCGAAGUAGACGAGUUUGGCCGCGCCAGAGGAAAAGGGAAAAGAAAAGAGUCAUCGGCUGUAGUUCUUCUGGUUGAAGGAGACGGACAGGUUAAAGUCAAUGACAGAAAUCUUGUGGAUAUUUUUCCUCGGGUUCAUGAUCGAGAAAGCGCAUUGUGGGCGUUAAGGUGUACACAGAGGCUUGAUAAAUACAAUGUCUGGGCCAAGGUAUCGGGCGGUGGUGUUACUGGCCAGGCAGAGGCGAUUACACUCGCUCUUGCUCGUGCGUUGGUGGUUCAUGAGCCUGCAUUGAGGCCGUUCUUGCGUCAGGCCGGUGUUAUCACAGUCGAUGCACGUCGUGUAGAGAGGAAGAAGCCCGGUCAUGUCAAGGCCAGAAAGAUGCCCACCUGGGUCAAGCGGUGA